GUUCAGUCCGGCGGCCCUGUGCACCCGUUGGGGUAGGAGGCGGGACGUACCACAGCCUCCCACGGAGGGGGGGCGGUUGGAGGCGAACGUCUAUGCAGCUGGGCAGCGCCGGCCGCCAGAGCCGGGGCAGGUGAGCUCGCCCGCCCGCCCGCCCGCGUUCAUUAGGAUCACUCAUCAGAAUGGAUAAUUAUGAGUUUCUCCUUGCUUUGGAGGUGGCAGUACCCUUGUCCUUGUGGAAGUGAAUCUCGAGGGCGAGCUGAUGAACGAGGACAUACGCAUCCAUACCUGGCCCUGUUCUUAUUACUUGGACACUGAGAAACGAUGGGUCUCCGGCAGACUCUCUCUGACUCCUGUCGCAGUCAAAUUUACAGCUGACAAGACGGGAGAGCUCCUGGUCCACUUCCAUCUGUCCAGCAUCAGUGAGAUCAAGAAGGAGUCUUCCAAUUUAAUCUUCAGCUCCCUCACACUCCUGGAGAAGAACACCAAGCACUGGUUCAGCUCCCUCCAGCCCAGUAGAAAUGUGGUCUUCAACAUCCUCGAACACUUCUGGCGGGAGCAGCUGCUAUCGCAGCACGGAGCUGAAGCCCAAGCAGCGUCUUUGGAGAUGACCAAAGGGAAAGAACUAACUGGCUUGCUGGCCGGAUCCCAGCAGCGGCUGGAGGACACGGCCAAGGUGCUGCAGUACCAGGGCGAGCAGUUUGAUAAUAUCGUGAAAGGACUGAACAAGAUCGAGUCUGACAUGGAUGUAGCCGACAGAUUGUUGACUGAACUCGAAUCUCCUUCUUGGUGGCCGUUUAGCAGCAAACUCUGGAAAUCGCCACUGGAAACAAAGCCAAAGGAAACUGCCACAAUUUCCAACUCGAAGAACCAAGCGGAAGUUCUUCUCAGGAUCCCAGUUAUCAUCACCCACAGAACAGACGCUAGCGUCAAGCCAGGAAAACUCACGCUCCUGGUUUCUGGCUUGGAAAUCAGUGACUGCAAUUCUCAGGUCAUUCACCGGUUCGAAUUGAAAGACGUAGAUGAUAUCAAAGUGCAUACGCCAUAUGAGAUCAGCGUUCGUCAGAGGUUUAUUGGCAAGCCAGACAUCUCUUACCAGCUGCUGUCAGCAAAGAUGCCAAACGCCAUCCCGAUCUUGGAAAUGCAGUUUAGCAAGAAGAUCCAGUUUCUGGAGGAUGCGUUGGGAUUUGUCUCCACGAGGAAGUCCCCCCAGGCGGAUUUGGGCAGUUCCAUUUGGCAGGCAGCCACUGGGCUUAUUGAAAGUGUGGCGCAACCCAGACCUUCAUCAGGAGAAGAAGGUGGCAGCAGCAAGCAGGUUCAAAUCCAAAAGCAAGAGCAGGUCUCGGAGUCGGAGACGCAAGAAAUGAGACAGAUUGCAUAUACCAUAAAGCAGAAGAUACUUUCCAAAGACCUUCAUUUCCAGAAGGUUUGUGAAGACCAUGGUUUUCCAUGCAUGUCCUUCUUCAGUCCCUCUUUGAUACUGAGGAAGCUGAAGAGUCUUGCCUUGGAAACGGAGACGGAGCUGGAAAGGCACGAUGAAACUCUUGACACCAUCACCUCCUCGGUGGACCGGGCAACUUGGACCAUCGACAAGCAGAACCGCAGAAUCAAGAAGCUGACGUAGGCCCACAAGGAGCCGGUGGGGAUAGUAACAGAAGACAGAUGAAUUGGGGAUUCACAUCUUAAGCAGACUGUUUAUUUAGGGAGUCUUUGAUUGUCUCGAAUGACCAUGCUGCUAGUGGGGAGUUUCUGUGGGGGGUGGGCAUCAUGCAGACAUUUCAGACUAGGGUCAUUCUUAAAGACUGUUUUAGGAUGAAAAAGGUCUAAACCUUGAAUCCUGGUAAAACAGUGACAGUAAAAUCUGUGCUGUAGAAAAUAGUUAUAAAAGGCUGUGAUUUCAUCAGAGUUGACUGUGUUGUAGAUUAAGUUACUGCAUUUGGAAAGUAACUUGGCCAGAAUUGAAGAUUAAGAGUAGAAGAGGCACAAAGGAGGCUAUUUCAGACAAUGCCACCCCAGUAACUCUUGUUAGCUCUCCAAGAGAUGAAUGCAGAGGGUAUUAAACAACACUAAAGGUCAGGUGCCCCAUUGCAAAUUACUGCAUGUUCACAGAUUAGCAGCUGAGUGAACAAGAUGAUUCAAGAUGCUGAAAACCAUCCGUGUGUUGUACAUGCAUGGUUUUAAUUGCCUCCUGGUACAGUGUUUGGUAAGGGUAGAGAAAUGUAAGCAGUACAUGAGCUUGCCACAACCUUUCAGCUCUUUGGGAAGUGAGUAGGGAUGAACACACUCCCUGCGUGAAUCGGUGAGGUUUCCAUUCAGUGCAGAAUCCAGCCGAGUGCUAUCCCCAGGUAAGUGUCUAUUUAAUGAGGUGCUUACCGAGCACAAGUGUUGAAGCAAAGCAGGUGCUUCCCUUUCCCAAAAGGGAAAUCUGACCUUUUCAUGUUCAUGUACUGCUACUUUGACCUUUACAUUGAAUGCCUGCUGCCAUCGUCACGAGGACAGAGAACAUUGUAAUUGAGUUGCAUUAGGAUUGCCUGAAGCAUGCCAGUCUAGCUUGUGAGUCACUUGGAGUACAUCGUGUCUGCCCACAGGGAUCCUGGAUUAUGUAGAACAAGGUUGGGUUGUCGAAAGGUUUUUUGCCCUUCAGACGUAUGAUGGAUUGACACAGACACUCCUUGGCACGAGGGAUAUUGUUUCUGUCUUCUCUAACCCAUCUUGAAUACAGAAGAAGAAACUGUAAUGACCCUAAAGAUCUGGAGCAUCAUUACUGUGUCCCAGGUCUGUAGGUUCAAUGUCAACUGGUCAAUGCUGAAGAUGUUCCAAGUGCCCCUUGGUAAUUAGGGAAAUAAUGUGAAUGGACAGCCCUUCCUCUGGUCUGUUAUUUCUUUUUAAUAGCCUUGACGUGUGGGGACAAGAGUUCCCGUGAAGGAAAGUCUUUGGUGUUUUUGCUGCAGUGUAUUUAAAAAAAAGAAAAGAAAAGGGGAACGGUUGUAAAUAUUGUAUCUAAACUGUACUGGUUUUAGUAAAUUUAUGAUGUAGCUGUUAUUUAUUACAGUUCAAGGCAGAAGCAUUGCAUAAACUAGGUCCCAUGUAGUUUAUCAGUUGCUUAUAACAGAGCGCUUGAGUCGUUCUUACCAUUAUGCAUUUCACUUUUCUCUCUACUACAGCCCGCUAGUCACUUUGUGUUCAAUAAAACUGUGAAACCUUGCAAUUUCAAAGGGAUUCCUAAUAACCCAAUGAAUUUUCUGCAGAUCCAGCGUGCAGUUUUACAGGUGAAAUCUUUUUACAUGCAGACAUUUUGAACUGGAUACUCCUACUGACAUGGCAGGGAGUUGUACGCCCUUCAGAGUAAUGCUGCUCGUCUUGGAAGGAUUAUCUAGUAACUUGUCUAGAUUUAAAUCUUGCAAACAACGUACUUCAAUGUAAUGGCUUGUGAAUUUUCGAGUGACUUGUAUUUUUGCAUUGAAAAUCUUUUGAUCAUUUCCUAAGUUGUGACCGUGGCAUGCAUUUACGCCUUGCUACAUGUUUCUAAAUAUAGUGAUAUGUAGGCCACAUGAAAUGGAUAAAUGAAGUACAUACCAUACGGUAAAUUAUACUGUCCGAGGUAUCCGUUUCUUGUUCCUUUUAAAUGUCCCAAGUCACCCUUGUCUUAACGUGAGAGGAAAAUACGUUUACAAGACUAUUUUAUUGAACUAGUUUAGAAACGCACUUUGCACAAAAUGUACUUUUCUGCGUUAGGGGAUUUUGGCCCUGGUGCUGAUUUGAAAUUGAUUCCUUGCCUGAAGGAUUCCAAAUCAGGAUUGCCAAAAUCAGGAGUGCUUGUAUUUAACUACAACUGCCUUUUUUUUCUUUUUGUCAUGGCGUAUCAUUCACUACACUUUAACUUAAGUUGCAGCACUUAAUUCUGUACCGUGUGUUUGCAUCGGUCUACUGUGAUCGUACGUAAAUACAAUUGUUCUGAUAUCAUCCCAACAAUAGUGAACCAUUAUAAACUUGGAUAUUUGUUGUCUGGUUGAAUUCCUUAGCUUGGAGCACAGUUUGAUUCUGUAAUUCAUUCUUUACUCUUAUUAAAUUAUCUUGGAAUAGCAA
This is a messenger RNA of Alligator mississippiensis (American alligator), 4083 nucleotides long. It is a transcript of the gene SNAP47, whose product is annotated as synaptosome associated protein 47. Bases 260 to 1621 code for a protein of 453 amino acids. Gene Ontology annotation, cellular component: SNARE complex; plasma membrane. Gene Ontology annotation, biological process: synaptic vesicle priming; synaptic vesicle fusion to presynaptic active zone membrane; exocytosis. Lineage: Eukaryota; Metazoa; Chordata; Crocodylia; Alligatoridae. The transcript has 6 exons. The record is from RefSeq and is a predicted model, not a curated record. Gene Ontology annotation, molecular function: syntaxin binding; SNAP receptor activity.